Triticum turgidum subsp. durum (durum wheat) is the source of this 528-nucleotide messenger RNA. Lineage: Eukaryota; Viridiplantae; Streptophyta; Magnoliopsida; Poales; Poaceae. The record is from the annotation of a GenBank genome assembly.
AUGAGCAGCCACGAGACGCGCAAGUUCGUGGACGAGGUGCGGGGCCUGGAGAAGAACUGGAUGCUCGACCUCGGCCACCCCCUCCUCAACCGCGUCGCCGACAGCUUCGUCAAGGCCGCCGGGAUCGGCGCGAUACAGGCCGUCACGCGGGACUCCUACUUCAUGGCCAUCGAAGGCGAGUCUGGGGGCACCGGAGCGGUGUCGGGCGCCACCGGCAGCAGCAAACGGACGUUCCCAGACCUCAAUGGAGGGACGAGCAACAGCAAGUCAGCGGAGGCCAUGGUGAAAAGCGUCAGCAAGGAGUCGUUCCAGUGGGGGCUCGCGGCUGGGAUGCACUCCGGCCUCACCUACGGCCUGGCGGAGGUGCGCGGGACCCACGACUGGAAGAACAGCGCGCUGGCGGGCGCCGUCACAGGCGCGGCGGUCGCGCUGACCUCGGACAACGCUUCGCACGAGCAGGUUGUGCAAUGCGCCAUCACCGGCGCCGCGCUGUCGGCCGCCGCCAACGUGCUCUCCGACAUAGUUUAG